ACCACAUAAAAACACACACCUUUUUCUCUCUCCUCUCUGUCUUCUCUCUCUCAUUGGUAAUCUGGACCAGCUGGUACGAGGAAGCAAUUAAGGGAGAAAUGUGAUAAAAAUCAAUGGAUUCAACCCGCGAUUCUCUGAGUUCGAGUUCAUUAACAAUCUCAGAGAAAAUAUGUGCUGCAUUUUUCCCAAUAAUAGCACUCAUUGAAGCUCUAAUCUACGCUGCUUCUGGUUGCUUGGAAUGUCAGCAUUUGUACCGUCCCAACAAGAAGAAGUUGGGUUAUGAUUAUACGGACCUUGCUCGUCUUGCCACCGAAUCUCGAUUUAAUGUAAAUGAAGUGGAAGCACUAUACGAGUUGUUUAAAAAGUUGAGUUGUUCUAUCAUUGAUGAUGGUUUGAUACAUAAGGAAGAGCUUCAGCUAGCAUUAUUUCAAACUCCAUAUGGUGAGAAUCUCUUUUUGGACCGGGUUUUUGAUCUUUUUGAUGAAAAGCAGAAUGGAGUCAUUGGGUUUGAGGAAUUUAUCCAUGCACUUAAUAUCUUCCAUCCCUAUGCUCCAAUAGAAGACAAAAUAGACUUUGCCUUUAGGUUGUAUGAUUUACGACAAACUGGGUUCAUUGAGCGAGAAGAAGUUAAGCAAAUGGUAAUUGCUAUUUUGAUGGAAUCUGAAAUGAAACUAUCUGAUGAACUGGUAGAGGAAAUUAUUGAUAAGACAUUUGCUGAUGCUGAUUCCGAUGGGGAUGGUAAGAUUGAUAAGAAGGACUGGCAAGACUUCGCUAUUAGACACCCCUCAUUGCUGAAGAACAUGACCCUUCCCUAUUUGAAGGACAUCACUACUGCAUUCCCAAGUUUUGUUUUUCAUACACAGGUUGAGGACUCGGAGAAAAGCCAUUUGUUGUGACAAGUGGUGUACUAGAUCAUAGCGUUGCGAUGUGAUUGGAGCUGGGAAUUCCUUUAAUCUGGGUAAAUACUUCAGUCAUUGCAAGAAAUGUCCUCCAUUAUAGCAGGGGACAUGCUGAUCAUCAAGUCUAAAGCAGCAGCCAGCGGCUUUUCUUCUGGUGAAAUGGCCUAAGCUGCCAUCGGCAUCUCAUUUAUUUUCACAAUCAAUCUGUAAAAUUUCUUGUAUAUGAUGGUGUUUAAGAGUAUUGAUUAGUGAAUCUUCAAAUGUAUUCCCCCCCAAACCUAUGCAAUCUAGUUAGAAUAUGCUGUGUACUUACCCCCACCCCACCCCACCACCAAAAGAAGAGAAAAAAAAACAAUUUCCAUGUAUAUAUAUUUUUGCCAUUAUUGUUUCUUUUGGUUAUGAAAUGCUGGUCUGUUCUUAUUCUACA
Molecule: messenger RNA, 1326 nt
Organism: Nicotiana tabacum (common tobacco)
Lineage: Eukaryota; Viridiplantae; Streptophyta; Magnoliopsida; Solanales; Solanaceae
Product: calcineurin B-like protein 10
Biological process (GO): calcium-mediated signaling
Molecular function (GO): calcium ion binding; kinase binding
Source: RefSeq, a predicted model, not a curated record